AUGGCGGCCUCUACAGAUCUACUUGGACGUCUCCAAGCCCAUCUCAGCCAGCUGGAACAGGAUCCAAUCAACACAAAUAUCGACGAACGCCUUUUCGAAUCAUGCUCACUAGCACUGGCUCCCGGAAUUUCGAAAAAGGAUUCCAUUACGCUCAUCUCACAGCUCUCCCGCAUUCUGCCAGUGCUACAACAGGAUCCGACACAGCCAAUUCAAUUCUUGGUACUUUUGCUGGAACCGUUGAGUUUCUCGGACGUGCUCGGUCUCAAUUCUGCUGUGGACUUUGUGGGCGGACUGCAUGUUGCUGCUGUACCGUACAACAAGCUUAUGCUGGCACUGUUGAGCAAAGCUGCUGAAAAUGCUACUGAUGCUGCGACUAUUGCUGCACAACCUGAAGUUGUCACUGCAUUGGUAAAUCUCUGGCUGUGCACUGGUGAUGCGGGUGUCGCCAAGCAGGCUGGGGAUGUGUUGCUUGCAUUGCUCAAGGUCGACCAUGCGGUUCCUCCGGGUGCUGGUGCGGAGGAGUCGCUGCCUGGUCACAGUCAGGGAUUGAUGUGGAAGCGUGUGUUUGGCGAUCAAGAUGUCUAUGCUUUGGUCUUUUCCGUCUGCUCACUGAAGCAUACUGAGGGCGUCGAGUUGUCGGGAAGUCAGAGGACACUUGCUCAAGCUCGACUGCUGGAAUGGUUGCCUGAGGUUGGUGCCGUCAACUGGAAUGCCAUCACACAUGCACAUCAUCCAGAGAUCGAGAAGCGCUAUACCGAUGGUAAAGGAGAGGGUAUGCUGUAUUUCGCUGCAGCAUGUAUGGUGGACACGGCCGGUGAUGUCCUGAUGCAUCGUUGCUUGGUCGAGUUUUACGCAACCUUGCUUCUGACCAUCAUUCCCACCGAGUCGGCAGGAUCACCACACUCUUCUGCCGCUCUUGACUUUCUCAUCCAGCACAAGCUUCACGAGAAGGCGAUGAGUUUCUACCUGGAUCCAUCAAACCCUCGUCACGAUCCGUUGGAUGUCCAGUUCUUGUACGCACCCUCAGCAAACUAUGUCGCCGCCUACGUGUCAUCAUAUCCCUCCCACUUCCUGGCCAGCCCGUUGAAAUCAACUCUCAUCAAGCGUCUACAAAGCUCUUUGGAUCUAUCGCCCAGCCGUUGGGCUCACCAAGAGUCACCCAAACACGACUUACACAUCUUAGCCUCGCUGCCUCGUAGCGCUUUACUCCCCACCAACAACAACUGGUCCUCAUCUCCACUUUCACUUCUACCUUCCAAACACACAAACGCCGAUGUCUUAGCAACACUUGCCACAAUCUUUCACGGGCCCUCCAAGCAAGAAAUAAUCAACUACCCUGCUUCCUCACCUCUGAUGAACACAACACACGACGCAACCUGGAAGUCUGAAGCACAAGCUGCAUACGCACUCUACUAUCUCUAUCUCAAUCAUAACCCUUCUCUUUUCGCUGACCUGGUUCAACACGCCAAUAUCAUUGCUUUGAGGGAAACUGCUCUGGCUGCAAUCAGCUUGAUCAGGAGUAUUGUAACUGCAAACUGGUUACCUCUGUCUGAAACCUCCACACCCAGCUCCGACGCCUUUAGAGCAGCAUUGCCUUCUACCGCACUAGCCGAGCAACAGAAAGGCUUUCUCGCUAUCCUCUCUCCACCUUCCCUGGAACACACACUGCCCUACCUCCUCUCCCCCACCCAAAGCUUUUCCAACCUCGUCGGUGGAGUUGGCGAUACAGAAAAUUCAGCUUAUAGGGUUGCGAUGAGUAAAUUUGAGUGUCUCAAGGAAGUGUACAAUAGACUGAGUGUUUAUUGCGAGGAAAGUGGGGAAGAGGGAGAAGAGUGGGUGGAUGUGAUCAAGACUUUGAGGAAGAAGGUCGAUGAGGGACCUUUUGGGGGUAGAGGGGGACAAGAGGUUGGUGGUAGGAUUGCCACCAUGGAGUUGUAG
Messenger RNA from Aureobasidium namibiae CBS 147.97, 1938 nucleotides. RefSeq lists its product as uncharacterized. NCBI's taxonomy places the organism in Eukaryota, Fungi, Ascomycota, Dothideomycetes, Dothideales, Saccotheciaceae. Bases 1 to 1938 code for a protein of 645 amino acids. The record is from RefSeq and is a predicted model, not a curated record. The transcript has a single exon.